Entrophospora candida is the source of this 640-nucleotide messenger RNA. The record is from the annotation of a GenBank genome assembly. Lineage: Eukaryota; Fungi; Glomeromycota; Glomeromycetes; Entrophosporales; Entrophosporaceae.
UGCCCAAAAUCUGGAAGCUCGUGUGUCUCCUCCAAAUAAAAAAUACCUUUCUGAAAAUGAUGAAGAAGAGCUAGAGGAAAAUCCACAGACAAAAGUCACAACACCAUUUUCUGAGUUAUUAGUUAAUAUAGAAGAAAAUGAAAUUGAUUUGAUUGAUUUAUUAGAGAAGUACUGUAAAAAACCAACCACUAAAAAAUACAACUUGGCUCAUAGUUAUAUUCUAGACUUAUCAAAUACAUUAUCAAUUUCACUUUCAAAUAUUAAACAAGAGUUUAAUCAGCAAGCAUGGCAAGAUCUUAAAAAUCCAAUCAACCUUGAAGAAGCUUGUGAAAGGUGGAUAGCCUUAAGAUCAUUAAGUGCACCCACACAUAAUAGCAACUUUUCAUAUGAAAAAAGUGAUUGGAACCAAAUUAUUUUUUGGGUUGAAUGUGCAAUUGGGUAUUAUCUUGAUGCAUUUGAAGCAGAAGCAAAUCCUAUACUACAGACAAAUUGUGGUGAGCGUGAGUGGUCUGGAGAAUACAUUUACCCAAUUUUCAAAGGUGCUUUUACAUUAAAUCGAUUUUGCAGAGUACCAUGUGGAGAAGUAACUUCCAAAACCAGCCAAGAACGAAAGAAUUUAUCAGUUAAUGUUAUGGAAUAA